Molecule: messenger RNA, 2234 nt
Organism: Salvelinus namaycush (lake trout)
Lineage: Eukaryota; Metazoa; Chordata; Actinopteri; Salmoniformes; Salmonidae
Product: SURP and G-patch domain-containing protein 1-like
Exons: 14
Coding region: 97-2064 (655 amino acids)
Biological process (GO): RNA processing
Cellular component (GO): nucleoplasm
Molecular function (GO): RNA binding
Source: RefSeq, a predicted model, not a curated record
UUGCGAGACGAACAGGAAGCGGAAACUAGCGAAGCGCUAGCUAGCUUAGCAACAGAUAGCUCGUAUCAGGGAAUACAGAUCUGGUUAGCUGCAACUAUGGAGUCCGGAGAUACAGGGAGAGGAGGCUGGAACAACAAGUUCCGGCCAGCCCAGAAGAACAGGAUGAGUGUGAACAUUCUCCGUCAGGAGGAGCUGAUCGCCCAGAAGAAGCGCGAGAUCGAGGCUAAGAUGGCAGAGCAAGCCAAGAAAAAGAGCCUUCAGGCUCCCAACAAGCCACUACCACCAAGUUCACAGGGACACUCUUCGAACAACAACAAGUAUGUGAACGACGGAAGCUUCUUGCAGCAGUUUAUGAAGCUUCAGAAGGACAAACCCAGCUCCGACUCUGGCUCCAGUAGUGACACCAAAGCCCCGUCAUCAUCCACCCCCAGGCCGUCGUCAGGAGUGUCUCAGCCCCAGAUGAAGAGCAUUCUCAUCGGCAAGCGACCCGGUCUAGGGAUCAGCAGCAUGCUAAGCCAGUUUAAGAACUACUCCCAGUCCAAGAAGACCCCGCUUCUCCCCCAAAGACCUAGCAUAUUCAGCUCCCCAGAUGAAGAUGAUGAUGAUGAUGAUGAGGAAGUUGAUGACUCAAGCUUCCUAGAAAUCAAAGUCUUUCCCCCAGAAGACCCAGACACACGACUUAUCCUGGACAAGAUGGCGGCCUUUGUGGCUGAGGGAGGGCCUGAGCUAGAGAGGAAGGCCAAGGAGGACUACAAGGACAACCCUGUUUUCUCAUUUUUGUAUGAUAAUAACAGCCAGGAUUAUCUUUAUUACCGAAAGAGAGUUGCUGAACUCCGAAAGGAUCACUCAAAACAUGAGACGCCAUCACGUUCUCAUGUCUCCCCCCCAGUGGACGAGGAGACCCAGAGGGUGGCUGAGAAGCUGGCCAUGUUUGUGGCCGAUGGUGGCCCCGAGGUGGAAGCCAUCGCCGCCCAGCACAACCAGGAAAACCCCACCUUCAGUUUUCUAUAUGACCUCCAAAGCCCCGCCCACCGUUUCUACAAGGAGAAGGUGGAGGAGUACCGCCAGGCCAAAAAUGCCCAGAGCCCCCCUCCAACGAUUAAGCAGGAGCCUGAGGUGGAGCUCAAGAGACCGGCCGCCCCUCCCCUGACCUAUCCUCCCCCGCCUCCGCCCCCUCACUACCCCUACCUGGUGGGUCAAGUAAAGCUGGAGCCGGGUCUGGGGAUAAAACAGGAAGUGUCAGGUACGCCCGUGGUGAAGAGGAAGAGGAAGAGCCGCUGGGGGUCGGAGGACGACAAGGUGGAUCUGUCACUGCAACCCAUCAUCAUCCCCAAGGAGGAGGAGCAAGAGCCCAGCCCGUGUCUCUCUGUUAAUGAACUGAGGGAUCUGGGCUAUAAGAAGGGAAAGCCUAUGGGCCUGGUGGGAGUGACUGAGCUCUCAGACGACCAGAAGAAACAGCUCAAAGAGCAACAGGAGAUGCAGGAGAUGUUUGACAUGAUCAUGAAGCAUAAGCGUGCCAUGGCAGAGAUGCAGGUGAUGUGGGAGAAGGCGGUGCGGGACCACUCCCACGAGUACGAUAGUGACGAGGAGGUGGACCAGCAGGCUGGCACCUGGGAGCACCGCCUCCGGCACAUGGAGAUGGAGAAAACACGUGAGUGGGCAGAGUCGCUGACUGACAUGGGAAAGGGGAAGCACUUCAUUGGUGACUUCCUACCUCCGGAGGAGCUGGAGAAGUUUAUGGAGACCUUCAAGGCACUCAAGGAGGGCCGUAACCCAGACUACUCGGAGUAUAAGGAGUUUAAGCUGACGGUGGAGAACCUUGGUUUCCAGAUGCUCAUGAAGAUGGGCUGGAAGGAGGGCGAUGGGCUUGGCUCUGGCGGACAGGGCAUCAAGACUCCGGUCCACAGGGGAACCACGGCUGUUGACGGGGCAGGGUUUGGCGUGGACCGGCCCUCUGAGCUCUCAGGACAGGACGAUGAGUAUGAUGCUUUCAGAAAGAGGAUGAUGCUGGCCUACCGCUUCAGGCCUAACCCACUGAACAACCCGAGGAGGCCAUACUACUGAAGAAGAGGUCUGAACUUGGCUGACUUCGUCAACUUUUCAUUUUUUAAACAACCAACAGUGGCAUAUUGAUUUCUCUUUGUUGUGGAAACAAACUGUAGGACACUCAGUUCAAGUAAUCUCCUCUAGAUUGUGUGGAAUUGUGUGGUUGGUGAUAAACUGUUUAGGCUGGA